Molecule: messenger RNA, 8127 nt
Organism: Diabrotica virgifera virgifera (western corn rootworm)
Lineage: Eukaryota; Metazoa; Arthropoda; Insecta; Coleoptera; Chrysomelidae
Exons: 7
Coding region: 517-2940 (807 amino acids)
Molecular function (GO): sequence-specific DNA binding
Source: RefSeq, a predicted model, not a curated record
AUAAUGUGUUUUAUUAUAUCAUUUAGUAUUAAGAAUGUUGUUACUUUUAUAAUCUUAAAAAGGAGGAUGUUGUGUUAGGUAUUCCUACAUUAGGCAACACCCCGCACGUUAGUUCCUGGCUGGCUUGGUUGGUAGAGGCCAUGAGGUUAGGAGGAUGACAGAGGGGUUUUGAGAGGUUAGGAAGCCCUAGAUCACAGCGUGCUCCACAGUAAAGGACAGAAUAGUAAUGUAAGUGCGAUAGGAAUAUCGGUCACACUGUUCAGCUUGUGGGCACGUCCGCUUAGCGGUGCUAGUAGUCAUGACAUGACGCAUGACAUGAGACAUGACUUCGUUGCGCAUGACACAUUUGCUGGUGCUUCUGGCGGGUUGGUGGCGGGAUUUUCUUUCACCACACACAAUUUCUAUUGUAAUAUUGUACGCAUGUACGCCAUUACAAAUUGAAUUUUGUUUGAUUUUGUCUUUGUUUUGUUUUUUUAAAAAUUGAGCUAAGACAGAGUUUUACCAUUACAUAUUGAAAUGGAACAACAUACAAAAAGACUUAGAAAAUGUUGCGUUCCUGGUUGUAAGGACGCCACAAGCAAUCGAUUACGUUUUCCAAAUCCCAACAAGGAUAAGGAUAUGUUUUUGGAAUGGUUGAAAAUUAUCAAGAGGAAUCGAUUAAGUAAGUAUACACCACUUCGUGUUUACAAGAAUUUUCGUAUUUGUUCUAGGCAUUUUAAAGAAGAAGAUAGGGUACCAGACCUGAAAUCUGGAAGGAGAGGAAUUAUCAGAGGGGCCAUCCCGCGCUUAUUUUUACCGCCACAAGAUUAUCAGGAUGAAGAUUAUUUAGCUUAUGCCAGGCCUUCUACUACCCAGCUAGACGUAUCUAAUAAUAUGGAGCAAGACAGAAAUGCCAGGCCUUCUACUUCCCAGCAAGACAUAAUGGAAACAGAUAUUGAGGAAACUCCAGCUAAAAGGAGGUUUAUUGACCAUGAUUAUGCCAAGUCUUCUACUUCCCAGCAAGACCUAUCUGAUAAUAUGGAGCAAGACAGAAAUGCCAGGCCUUCUACUUCCCAGCAAGUCAUAAUGGAAACAGAUAUUGAGGAAACUCCAGCUAAAAGGAGGUUUAUUGACAUUGAGCAUGAUUAUGCCAAAUCUUCUACUUCCCAGCAAGACUUAUCUAAAAAUAUGGAGCAAGACAGAAAUGUCACGCCUUCUACUUCCCAGCAAGACUUAUCUGACAAUGUGGAGCAAGACAGAAAUACUGGUGGCAAAGAGCAAGGCAGAAAGGCAAGGAGAAGCAUUUUAAAAAGUAUACAAAUUUCAAGGAAGCAGUACUUAACACCAAAGAAAAGGAAACUGUAUACAAAAAUUGUUGCAUCAAGUAAUAGAAUUCAUAAGUUGGCAUAUAGAUUAUCAAGUUACCAAGAAAAAUUACAGGCUGCUAAACGUUUAUCAGAAACAGUACCAUUUAGAAAAUUGGCUGAGAAGGUUAAUCCAUUAACAUAUACAUUUAUUUUGUCUCAAAUUCGUACCCAACAACAAAAACUGAAGGGAAGAAAAUUUACCAUAGAUGAGAAGGUUCUGGCUCUAACACUAUUUAAAGGAAGUGGAAAAGGGUACAAACUGCUGUCAAAAAUUUUUUCCUUGCCAUCUAAAAGAACGUUGACAAAUUUAUUGAAUAAGAUUAAAUUAAAUCCUGGAAUUAAUGAGAUCAUGUUUAAGAUGUUACAAAAGAGUGUCCACAAAAUGACGCCAAGGGACCGGCACUGUGUAUUAAUGUUUGAUGAAAUGUUUUUGUCAACACGUCUACAAUACAACCAAAAAGAAGAUAAGAUAGAGGGGUUAGAAGAUUAUGGUACUGAAAGAUGCCCAAAUUUUGCCAACUAUAUAAAUGUGUUUAUGAUUAAAGGUAUUUACAGACAAUGGAAGCAGCCAAUCUGCUACACAUUUAGUGAUGGAGCUACAAAAAGUAGAAAAUUAAAAAACUUGAUAAUCAAUGUAAUUGAACAACUGCAAAAUAUUGGAUUAACUGUUGUAGCCACAGUAUGUGACCAAGGAGGACCAAAUGCAGCAGCAGUCAACUUAUUAAUUCAGGAAUCCCGGACCGAAUAUUUAAGAAUAGGACAAGACUAUCGAUAUUUUGGAUUUCUUGUUAAUGGCAAAGAAAUUGUUCCUCUCUAUGAUACCCCACACUUAUUUAAAGGCUUGAGGAACAACUUAUUAAACAAGGAUCUACAUUUCGAGCUUCAUGGAAAGAAGGGUGUUGCUAAAUGGGACCAUAUAGAGCAAUUUUACCAGCUGGAUGCAUCGGAGCCCUUAAGAAUUUGCCCAAAAUUAACAGACGAACAUGUGUUGAGGAACAAAAUCAAAAAGAUGAAAGUGAAGAACUGCACGCAAGUCUUCAGUCAUCAAGUUGGAAGUUUAAUGGUGAAACUUGUAGAGUGGAAAGCUGAAGUGAAUCUGUGUAGUGAAGUGGCGGAUACAGGUCGUUUAAUUUUAUUUUUAGAUGAACUUUUUGAUUCCUUGAACUCCAAUCAGAAAACUGCUCCUGUAAGCAAACCUUUGAAAGGUGGUGUUACCUUAACAUCAAACCAUGAUCAAUUUUGGAAACGAUCUUUAACUCUUUUAAACAAAAUGAAAUUCUUUGAUAGAAAGAAACAGAAAUUUGUUUCUGUACCCUCAUUAAAAAAUUUGAAUUUUACCAUUCGUGGAUUUUUAUAUUUAAAGCAAAAAUUAUUAAAAACUAAUAAUAAUUACUUACUGUUAAGAGCAUUUCAGCAAGAUACUUUAGAAAAUUUUUUCGGGUUAAUUAGAAGUUAUAGAGCUACAGAUAAUUCAGUAAGUGUAUCAGAUGCUAUAACCACCUUCAAAGCUUUGGUUAUAAAUAAUUUUAUGUCUUUCCAUUCACCUGAAAGCAAUUGUGAAAUUGUGAAAAAGAUGUUAGUGAGGGAGCACUAGACACCUUACGUUUUUUUUUAACAGGUGAGGUAUUACCAGGUUGUACACCUUUGGCACCUGAACUUAAUUAUUCACUUCCUCCGUCAGUUUCAAAUGUUAAAAGACCUAAGGUGGGAAGGUGUACUGUAACUUAUGUUGCAGGAUAUGUAGCAAAAAAAGUAUUGAAGAAGGUUUCAUGUGAGCAAUGUAGAUACAAUAUGUUAUUAAGGGACAAAAAAGGAGAUACAGAAUUUAUUGAAGCCAGGCAAUAUAAUAUGUCAAAUUUAACAGUGCCUGGGAAUUUGUUGACUCAUAAAGUAUCUGAGGCCCUUGCAAAAUUGUUUUACCUAAUUCCAAGGGUCUGUCAUUUGCAACCUUUACACUCUAUAUUGUGUAAAGAACUUAAUAAACUUUUAAAAUUUUCAGAAUUCAAUUGUAAAAUACAUUCAAAUGUUGGUUCAAAUCUAUGUAAAUUUAUUGUUAGACUUUCUGUAUAUAUGUGGUGUAAAAAUGUAAAUACAAUUCUAAAUGGCAAAGACCAGACAUUUAUUAAUGUUAUAAAAAGUAAGUCAGAAUAUACUAAUGUAGAUCCUAUAAAAUUGGUUGCUUAUAGAAAAUACGAAAAAAGGAGAAAACAAAUUUCUAAGUACCGAUCAUAAAUCUGGACCUCGGAGGUAACCUACGCUAUGUCCACAUGGCAUUGUUUUGAAUAGGUUCAUUUAAUGAAUCUAUUUAUUUUAUUAGUUGGAAUAUACAAAUUGGUUAUAUAAUAUCAUUAAAAUAUGGUCACAUUGUCUUUUGAACAAAAAUUAUGGGAUAAUCAGAUUUUUAUGACAUUCAAAGUGCUCUACUUCAAAGUUGCUUGAAAUGACAGAGUGUAGUUUACCUGCAAGGUCCAGAAAUAUAGAUUUAUCAGUUCCAAUGUAAAACUAGACAAAAUUGUAUGUUAUUGUUCUCUUCAAUGAAUUUUGAGAAGCUCCUCCAUUAAAACUUUAUGCUUAUCAUAUUUGAUACAUUUUUACAAAAAGUCGUCUGCUUUUUUUUGUAGACAAUUUCCAUUUACAGUCUAAUAUUUCCUUUUUGUUUUUAGCAAAUAAAAUUGUGUUUUUCAUUUACAGAACUCAUAUGAAUCUCAAUCAUUAUUUUUAUUGUUUUACAUAUCUAACGUGCUAUGUACUAUUUUAAAUUUUAUAAUAAAUUAUUAUCAAAAUAGAAAGUAAAAUAGUUAAUUACUACAGUUAUGAAUCGUAUUUCAUCACCAUUUUUAUAUUUAGUUGUAUAGUUAUUUCAGCAAUGGUAAUAAAAACUUUGAAGAGCCAUAGUGAAAAAUUGUCAUUUUUGACUUAUUCUUUUAAUACAUAGCAUGAUAGAUAUUUUCUACUUUCCCAACCAUUUUGCUUCUCACAAUUGCUUCCAUCCUUUACUAUCUUGCGCCAUUCUGACCCACUGUUUGCCUGCCACUGCUCUUAUGUCAUCUACCCAUCUCUUGAGUCUUCCCAUGCUUAUUUCGUCCUCCUUGGUCUCCAUUCUACAAUUAUCUGUACCCACCAGCUUUCAUCAUAAUUUCAUAAUUGACUGUGUGACCAGCCCAACAUCAUUUCAUUUUUUACAUUUGUUCCAUGAUAUCCUUGAUGCAGUUUCCAAUUUGUAUGUACAAACUGGUAGUAUGCAUGUGCUAUGUAUGUUUAUAGAAAUGGAGGUGAUUUUCAAGAUAUAUGCUAGGUUACCAAAAGCGGCCCAUGCCAGUUGUGUUAUUUUAAUUUAAGCAUCUGGAUUUGGUUUUCCCAGUUUGAUGACAUGGCCCUUGUAUACAUAAUGUUCAACAUUUUCUGUGGUAUGAUUUUGUAUUGUUAUGUUCGUGUGAUUCUGGCUCAUUAUUUUUGUUUUAUUGUAGUUCAUUUUUAAGCUUACAGCUCUCGCAACUACAUUUAAUUGUUUUAACAUUUCAGUUAGUUCUUGAAUAUGUUCUAAUAAAACUAUGUUUUCAAAUGUUCUAACUAUGAUCCGUUGAUGUUUAUGCAUUUGUUCCAUUAUAAUUUCUUAAAAAUAUUUUCUGGAGUAAGGGGAAUAGUUUGGGAGAAAUGGUGCCUCCUUAUCUCACUCUCUGUUGUAAAUAGUUACAUAGUUCACUUUUAUUAUGCAUUAUAUGUUUUACUUUUCUCUUUAUUAGUUAAGUUGAUGAUUUUAUACACAUGAUGACAUUAUAAUAUAGAUGACUAAUUUUAAAACAUAAUUUUAAGAAUCGGAUUAAAAGGGCUUGACAGGUGUAGGUACUUUUUUGUUUAUUUUAAUAAUUCAUUUGUGUCACAUAUAAUUGUUAAUAUUUUGUUUAAUGUGUAAUUAAGACUUAAAUUUUACUCUAGUUUAUAAGAAAUAAUAGAGAUUGAUUGUAUAAUGUAUGUUAGCAUAUUUGUUUUUGUAUAUUUUGUAUUAUAAUUUUAAGAAUCGGAUUAGAUAGAUUUAGAUAAUUUAGCCAACUGGUGUCUUGAUAAUGGGAUGGAUUUGAAUGUCAACAAGUGUCACAUUAUCCGGUUUUGUCAGAAUCAUCAUUUAUCAGUUUAAUUAUACCAUAAAUGAUCAAUUAUUGGAUACGGUAGACUCAAUUAAAGAUUUAGGUGUUGUUCUUGAUUCCUCUCUGAGCUUUAACCAUCACAUCAACAAUAUUACUCAAAGAUCCAUGAAAAUGCUUGACUUUGUUAAAAGGACAACUCGUGAUUUCACGAACGUGUUCGCUAUUAAAAUGCUCUAUUGUUCUUUAGUCAGGACGCACCUCGACUACUGUUCUCCAGUUUGGUCCCAACAUUAUUUACACCUCAAGAACAAACUUGAUAGUGUUUCAAAUAGUAUUUCAAAUCUCUUCUCUGGAUGUACGUAGGAAGCGUAAAGAUCUUACAGUAUUGUUUAAUAUUAUCAAUGGCAUAUAUUACUGCCCUGAACUCCUUGCUAAAAUAUUGUUGUUUGUUCCACCACGAUCAACAAGACAAAUUCAAACCUUUCAUAUUUCUUUUCAUAGAUAUAAUUACUCAUAUUUUACUUUUGUUCCUAGAACACUAAGACUUGCUAACUCCCUAGGUGACCUUUUACUUUUUGGUAACUCUGUUGAUGUUUUUAAGAACCAUUUAACCAAAUUAAAUAGUUAGCAAUGUCAUAACCUUGUUAUUUGUUAGUAAUUAAUGUUUUGUAAUUAUUUUACUUUGUCAUGUCUUUUUAAAUGUUUUGUACUCUCUCAUUUUAUUCUUAUAUAUAUUCAACACUGUAAUUAUCAAUAUCUUAUUAAUGUAUUACCGAAUUGGGCUUGCCCGUAUAAAUAAAUAAAUUAAAAGAGCUUGACAGGUGUAGGUACUUGUUUGCUUAUUUUAAUAGUUCAUUUGUGUCACAUAUAAUUGUUAAUAUUUUGUUUAAUGUGUAAUUAAGACUUAAAUUUUACUCUAGUUUAUAAGAAAUAAUAGAGAUUGAUUUUAUAAUGUAUGUUAGCAUAUUUUUUUGUAUAUUUUGUAUUAUAAUUUUAAGAAUCGGAUUAAAAGAGCUUGAAAUGUGUAGAUACUUCUUUGUUUAUUUUAAUAAUUCAUUUGUUUCACAUAUAAUUGUUUAUAUUUUGUUUAAUGUGUAAUUAAGACUUUAAUAUUACUCUAGUUUAUAAGACAUUAUAGAGAUUGAUUUUAUACUGUACGUUAGCAUAUAUUUUUUUGUAAUGGGGGUAAUCCCUUAUAUAACUAUAUAAAUCAAUAAUAAAGCUUAUAACAUUAGCUCUUUCAGUCAUCAUGUUUGUUUAAAGAACAUCAACUUUUAAGCCCCAACGAUAGCUCAUUUUUUACAUUGAAUCACCAUAAUUGUCUCAACGAACAUCGUCUCUGUACAUUGUAAUAGGCAUAAUAAUGUUUAUGGACAAAAUUUGUUGUUUAUAAAUAUUUAAAAACAUAUAUUUCAAUCUCAAAAAUUUAAAUUAUUAUCUUUGCAAACAAAAACUCAUGACUGAAGGGGUUAACGCACACAUACACACACAUUUGGGUGAUUUGCGCCUAGUCACCGAACUAGGCUAAGCGCCUAGAGCGUGGACUCGGCGCCCGGGCAAGUAACAAAUCGAUGAUACGUCAGUUAAGACGUAGCUGGACUAAAGUGCCUCACACGGUUCAGAAUUAUUAGGUAAAUGUUUCAUAUGAGGGGUUUUUAUGCCGAAACUCUCAUAUAGCAAUCAUUUUGAUGAAAGUAGCCUUCCAUAGCGCAUCAGCGUGCUAUGGGAGGGGUGGAGGAAAGCCUGGAGAGCAUUGGAGCUCGAAGGAGUGGUUCCUGAUUUACUUGGACCAAUCCUUCUCACCCCAAUGAAUUGUAUGCUUAAAUGGGCAUGCAAGUCUCUGCAGGUGGGUUUACUUUGUUGUUGUUGUUUAUAAAUAUUUAAAAACAUAUAUUUCAAUCUCAAAGAUUUAAAUUAUUAUCUUUGCAAACAAAAACUCAUGACUGAAGGGGUUAACGCGCGCGCCCGCCCACACACACACACACACACACACACACACACACACACACACACACACACACACACACACACACACACACACACACACACACACACACACACACACACACACACAUUUGGGUGAUUUGCGACUAGUCACCGAACUGGGCUAAGCCUAGAGCGUGGACUCGGCGCCCGGGCAAGUAACAAAUCGAUGAUAUGUCAGUUAAGACGUAGCUGCACUAAAGUGCCUCACACGGUUCAGCAUUAUUAGGUAAAUAUUUCAUAUGAGGGGUUUUUUAUGCCGAAACUCUCAUACAGCAAUCAUUUUGAUGAAAGUAGCCUUCCAUAGCGCAUCAGCGUGCUAUGGGAGGGGUGGAGGAAAGCCUGGAGAGCAUUGGAGCUCGAAGGAGUGGUUCCUGGUUUACUUGGACCAAUCCUUCUCACCCCAAUGAAUUGUAUGCUUGAAUGGGCCUGCAAGUCUGCAGGUGGGUUUACUUUUUUUGCUUGUUUGCUCGUGAGUAAUUCCAUUUAUCAUUUGGUAAGCCAGGGUGAAUAGAUUCCUAAGCUCAGAAUGGGGCCCAUUUCCAUGGAGUGUAACGUGGAUCCCUGCACAAGGAUAUAGGUGAAGACCAGAAUGGUAGCAAUCACUUAUAAAAUACAUACAUCUAUAUUAUACUUCUGUAAUUCCAUACAAAUUUUGAUUGCUCAAAUAAUUUUAUAAAGUAAUUUACAGAAAUAAAUAGAUUUUUAAGACU